This is a messenger RNA of Astyanax mexicanus (Mexican tetra), 1256 nucleotides long. RefSeq names its product germ cell nuclear acidic protein-like. The record is from RefSeq and is a predicted model, not a curated record. The transcript is spliced from 3 exons. Bases 963 to 1256 code for a protein of 97 amino acids. Lineage: Eukaryota; Metazoa; Chordata; Actinopteri; Characiformes; Acestrorhamphidae.
UGUUUGUUCAAAUUAAAUAUUAGGAAAACUCUGUUAAAAACUUAACAGUCUGGUUGAUUUCUAAAUCGAUCAUUGGAAAGCAAUGCUGUGUUUUUGAAAAUCAAUACAGUAUUUUUAAAAUUACAUAUAUAUUAUUCAAAAUAUCAAUAUUUUCUUAGCCCGCGAGUUUGAGGACGCAAGAGUGUAAGUAAUGGACAUUAUUUCCAGCUCACAGCAGUAAGGACAAUUCUCAUAAAGCAGCAGGUUGUGUUUGGCAUAAACUUUGUUUGUCAUUUCUUCAGUUUCUUUAAAAUUUCAGAAGGUUAUCAGUUCCAGUCCUCCAGAGCAAGCCUGGAUAUUUUUCUGCUGUAAAACAUCUACAAAACCUGAUGACUACAUGCAGAACUGUAUAAACUGUGCUCGUGCAGAAAAGUCACUGAACUUUACUGAUCUCCAAACUUCCAAAAGCAGAACUGUUAAACUGUUGAGCCAAAAAACAGGCUGUAGACUGCAUAACUGUGUUGCAAAUAAAAUAAUCCAGAAAGAGGCAUAAGAACUAAAAACUGUUCUGUUAAAAGUUCAAUUUCUUUGAGGAACUUUUGAGAAUUGUUCAAGAUUAUGGUAGAAUGCCUUUAAGGGGUUAAGGUAUGGAUAAUUAUGGUUAAAGUAUGGAUAAUAAAGGGCUGAUGAAGGGAUGGAUGAUGAAGGGAUGGCUGAUGAAGGGAUGGAUGAUAAAGGGAUGGAUGAUGAAGGUAAAGGUGUAGUAAAGAAGGUAUAGAUGAUUAAGGUAAAGGUAUGGAUAAUGAAAGGAUGAAUAAGGUACGGAUAAUGAAGUUAUGGAUGAUGAAGGUGAAGGUAUGGAUAAUGAAGGUAUGGAUGAUGAAAGUUUGGUGAUGACAAUAUGGAUGACAAUGGUUAAGGUAUGGAUGAUGAUGGUAUAGAGUAGACAAUGAGACAAUGAUGAUUGUAAAGAUAAUGAAGAUAUGGAUGAUGAAUGUAUAGGUGUCGAAGAUAUGGAUGAUGAAAGUAAAGGUAUGGAUGAUAAUUGUGAAGGUAUGGAUGAUGAAAGUAUGGAUGAUGAAGGUGAAGGUAUGGAUGAUGAAGGUGAAGGUAUGGAUGAUGAAAGUAUGGAUGAUGAAAGUAUGGAUGAUGAAAGUAUGGAUGAUGAAGGUGAAGGUAUGGAUGAUGAAGGUGAAGGUAUGGAUGAUGAAAGUAUGGAUGAUGAAAGUAUGGAUGAUGAAAGUAUGGAUGAUGAAGGUGAAGGUAUGGAUGAUUAA